AUGAAGCUGGAAGCGAGAUCUUGUAUCGUUAACGCACUCAUGCAUUCCGUAAUGUAUCCAGUCUUCAUUACGAUUUUAGAAUCCCUUCGCGUAGAUCGAUAUUCCUCCCAAGCAUUGGUAGCAGUUAUUGUCACCUGCUGCUCCUGCCACCGAGCCCAUGUUCUGAGAAGAUCCGCCAUUGCUGUUCCCGAACGCUCAAAUCGCCGAAGAAGGCAGUGCGCUCGCUGUAUGUCCGGACAUGCGGUGACCUCUGUACUCAAAGCCUUUCGCAUAGAUGGCAAUGAUUAUAAGUGUGGAACGCUGCAGCUACGAAGCUAUAUUGUAAAGCUACGGGCGGGUGGACGUACCUGUGAGAAGAUGAUAGUCCCGGACUUACCUGGUAACGUAUGUGGGCCUGAUGAAGUUGUUAUUCGCAUUUCGCUAAGCCACCAGUGUCUGAUCUUGUUCCAGUUUGAACGUAGCAGCCAAGGUAGCCAUAUUGAAUCGAAGGGCUGGCACUUGGUCCAGGAGGCUUCUUACUCCAGAGGGGCCAGAAGGCUGCAAGGAACUCACUCCAACACUUCCCGUGGCGCCGACUAA
This is a messenger RNA of Pseudocercospora fijiensis CIRAD86, 579 nucleotides long. RefSeq lists its product as uncharacterized. The record is from RefSeq and is a predicted model, not a curated record. Lineage: Eukaryota; Fungi; Ascomycota; Dothideomycetes; Mycosphaerellales; Mycosphaerellaceae. The coding region runs from base 1 to 579 and encodes 192 amino acids. The transcript has 14 exons.